This is a messenger RNA of Racocetra persica, 684 nucleotides long. NCBI's taxonomy places the organism in Eukaryota, Fungi, Glomeromycota, Glomeromycetes, Diversisporales, Gigasporaceae. The record is from the annotation of a GenBank genome assembly.
AUGGAAUUUAAAUUAAAAAAAUAUAUUGCUAAACUUGAAAUUACAGUAAAGAAUUUGAUUAAUAUUCUUAAUGAUAGCAAAGAAUAUACCUUAAAACAAGAAUAUUUCUCAGAAGCUAUUCAGAUUAAUAUUAAAAAUAAAUAUAAUAAUACUUUAAAAGUUAUAAAAAGCAAAUAUACAAACAAAAUCAAACAAGAAACAUUAAGACAAUUAAAGAGAAAAUAUCCUAAUGAAGUAAUUAGAAGAAAAAAAAUUAAAACAAGACAACCAAAAAUUAUUGUAUUAACAGGUGCUAUCGGUGUAGAAAAAUCAACAUUUGAAGAAAAAUUUAUGAUUUAUUUAGAAGAAAAAAGAUAUAAAAUUUAUCGUCCGGUUGAAGCAUCUUUAUUACUUGAUGAUGAAUUAAAGCUUUUCUGUAAAGAUUCAAAAAAUAAUGCUUUAUUUUUUCAAUAUGUGAUUCUUAAUUUCUACAAGAAACAAGCUGUGGAAAUUAAUAUGAUUGAUUUAUAUGAUUUUGUAAUACUUGAUCGAACACAUAUUGAUACUGAAGUUUUCAUAUUAAUGAAUACUGAAGAUGAAGAAGUUAUCGAUUUUUUAGGAAAAAAAAGACAAGAAAUUAAAAUAGAAAAUAUUAACAAAGUGCUUUAUUUAAAACCUACAGACAAAAAUAUGAUUAAAAGAUAA